AUGACUAUUAGCCACGAUGCUCAUGAAAGAUCAAAUCUUCUCAAGGAUGUUCCCCAGGAAUUAUCCACAGAGUUGCAUGCCAUCGAAGAUAUGUUAACAUUGCUGCCCGAAGUUUUGAAAAAAGUUACCGCCCACUUUAUAACGGAAUUGGACAAGGGUUUGUCCAAGAAAGGUGGUAACAUUCCCAUGAUUCCUGGUUGGGUCAUGGACUUUCCUACUGGUAAGGAGAAGGGUGACUACUUGGCCAUCGAUUUGGGAGGAACCAACUUGAGAGUUGUGUUGGUGAAAUUGGACGGAAACCGUUCUUUCCAAACCAUUCAGUCCAAAUAUGCUUUGCCUCUGGACAUGAGAACCUCCACCGCCGACGAGUUGUUUGGUUUCAUUGCCAAGUGUCUUAAAGAGUUUGUCGAACAAGAAUUCAAUGACGGCUGUACCGAACCAUUACCAUUGGGAUUCACGUUCUCUUACCCUGCCACGCAAUAUUCUAUUAACACUGGUGUUUUACAAAGAUGGACCAAAGGGUUUGAUAUCGACGGAGUAGAGGGCCACGAUGUGGUUCCAAUGCUUCAAGAUGCCAUCAAGAAUAUUGGAGUUCCAAUCGAUGUCGUUGCUUUGAUCAACGAUACCACCGGUACUUUGGUUGCUUCCAUGUACACUGAUCCUGAAACCAUUAUGGGGUUGAUUUUCGGAACUGGUUGUAACGGAGCCUACUACGAUGUAGUCAAGGAUAUUCCCAAGUUGGAAGGAAAGGUGGAAUCGGAUGUAGCUCAGGACGGCCCUAUGGCCAUUAACUGUGAGUACGGUGCUUUCGACAACGAGCUUGUGGUGUUGCCAAGAACCAAAUACGACGUUCUCAUCGACAAGCAAUCGCCCAGACCGGGUCAACAAUCGUUUGAAAAAAUGAUAUCAGGCUACUACUUGGGUGAGGUUUUGCGACUCAUUUUGCUUGACUUGGCGGAGGAGAAAAAGUUGAUUUUCCAAGGCCAGGAUCUCUCCAAAUUGAAAGAAGAGUUUAUCAUGGACACUUCGUUCCCUGCGAGAAUUGAAGAAGAUCCUUAUGAGAGUCUCACUGAGGUGGAGGCAUUGUUCAAGGAAGUGUUGAACUUGGACACCACCUUCAAUGAAAGAGCUGUUAUUUCACGUAUCGCCCAAAAGGUUGGUGAGCGUUCCGCCAGGUUGUCUGUGUGUGGAAUUGCAGCCAUUUGCAAAAAAAGAGGCUACAAGACCGGCCACUGUGCUGCUGACGGUUCUGUCUACAACAUGUAUCCUGGAUUCAAAGAGAGAACUGCUCGUGCUUUGCGUGACAUUUUCGAAUGGGACGACUCUGUGGAGGACCCAAUCACCAUCACGGCCGCUGUGGAUGGUUCUGGAGUGGGAGCGGCAGUUAUUGCUGCAUUGACCGAGCAGAGAUUGAAGAAGGGACUUUCUGUGGGCCUCAAAAAAUGA
This is a messenger RNA of Meyerozyma guilliermondii ATCC 6260, 1446 nucleotides long. RefSeq names its product hexokinase 2 (gene HXK2). The transcript has a single exon. Gene Ontology annotation, cellular component: mitochondrion; cytosol. The record is from RefSeq and is a predicted model, not a curated record. Gene Ontology annotation, biological process: glucose 6-phosphate metabolic process; glycolytic process; intracellular glucose homeostasis. NCBI's taxonomy places the organism in Eukaryota, Fungi, Ascomycota, Pichiomycetes, Serinales, Debaryomycetaceae. Gene Ontology annotation, molecular function: ATP binding; mannokinase activity; fructokinase activity. The coding region runs from base 1 to 1446 and encodes 481 amino acids.